Messenger RNA from Suillus subalutaceus, 1564 nucleotides. RefSeq names its product glycoprotease family-domain-containing protein. Gene Ontology annotation, cellular component: mitochondrion. NCBI's taxonomy places the organism in Eukaryota, Fungi, Basidiomycota, Agaricomycetes, Boletales, Suillaceae. The transcript is spliced from 8 exons. Gene Ontology annotation, biological process: mitochondrial tRNA threonylcarbamoyladenosine modification. The record is from RefSeq and is a predicted model, not a curated record. The coding region runs from base 37 to 1224 and encodes 395 amino acids.
CCGACGACGCUUCCGACGCUCUCAACACCACUUUUCAUGCCCAUUCUCGAAAGUGGGCUUCGCAGACAGAAUGUCUUACUACUUCGAGCACUGAGGGAUGUACCUCGUACUGCGCAUAGGACGUUCCGAGCGCAUACGGGAAGGCGCGCGUUUACUGUUCUCGGCUUCGAGAGCUCAGCGGAUGACACCUGCGCAGCCGUCGUGACAUCCUCACGUCAAAUACUUUCAAACGUUGUUGUGAAGCAGUACGAUCUCCACGAAGGUUUCGGCGGCAUUCAUCCGUCUGUAGCUAUUGAAGCACACCAGCGUAACAUGCCGGGCGCUGUCAGAAUGGCUCUCGAACAGGCGCAUAUUAGAAUUCACGAUGUCGACGGGAUUGCAUUUACGCGAGGUCCAGGAAUUGGAGGCUGCCUUAGUGUGGGCUCGAAUGCCGCAAAGUCCCUCGCCGCCGCCCUCGGUAAGCCUCUUGUUGGUGUUCACCAUAUGCAAGCACACGCCUUGACCCCCCUGCUCACGACUCCAACCACGGAUCUCCCGCAGUUUCCUUUCCUGACACUGCUCAUUUCUGGAGGCCAUACGCUUCUACUUUUGGCUUCAUCCCUUACCUCAUUCCAGAUCCUUGCAACGACAGCAGACGCGAGUAUUGGACGUGCGUUUGACAAGGUAGCCCGAGCACUUGGCCUGUCCUGGGGAACCAGAGGCCCUGGCGCAGCACUCGAGGAGCUCUGCCGUAUGCCAAACGAUGAACUGGAAUCCCUACCCGACAUUCAUCCGUUCACUGUGCCGAUGCCGGGAAAACUUGCCUUUUCCUUUGCAUCCCUGCAAUCUUCAGUAGACCGCCACAUUUCUCUCAUGGACGAACCUCUAUCUAGUUCACAUAAAAUUGCCUUGGCUCGUGCAUUCCAGACAGCUGCGGCCCGUCAACUCUGUGCUAAGCUUACAUUGAGCCUUCAAAAUCUCGAGCUGAAAGGCUUGAAUGUCAGGGAUGUCGUCGUUAGCGGCGGGGUCGCCAGCAACAUCUUUUUACGCGAAAGGCUCCGAGCAGCACUGGAUGAGUACAGCUCUGAUGAGCACAUAUCGCUCCAUUUCCCCCCGCUGGAAUUAUGUACAGACAAUGCAGCGAUGAUUGCAUGGGCUUCGAUGCAUCGGUUCCUCGCUGGUGACUAUGAUGACUAUACAGUGGGCCUUCGUGCCAAGUGGAGUAUUGAGGAUAUCAGAGUAUGAAGCAUCUUGCAGGUACAACUAGAUGUAUGCUCUUCAUCGAUGUAUUCAAUCACACAAAGACUCCCACGUUAAUGGAGGAAGUUUGUCCAUUGGAGUGGAGUCCACUAGUGGUCUGUGUACGAGAGUCUCGUUGAUUCCAAGCGCAUGAAACACACGAUAGAGGCAUAAUGGACUGUGUAGAUUCUUGUCCCCACACUGGCUGUGCGAUAAUCUCAUAAAGACUCACAAGUCCUAUCUCGCGAAGAGGCGGACGAUACAUGAUACAUGCAUACUAGUACUGAUGCAUCACACUGAUGAGUAGGAGUCCAUCUCUACCGUCACCUCGAUGGGCCGAUGUGGC